AUGGCUCAGGUCAAGCAAGACCCGGAUCGCUCGUACAUCAAACAAGAAAACAUCAAACAGGAUCCCGACAGCAAAGACACCGUCCUCGCAGAUAUUGACGAGGAAGAUCUGUAUGAAGAUGCGGGCGAUCUUGACUUCACCUCCGCAGGACAAAGCGUGUGGCUCUCUCGUCUUCCUCGGCAGCUCUGGGAGCACUGGGCCCACUUAGACGACGAUGAAGAAAUUGAGAUCGGUACAAUGAGAGUCGAGGGAACGCCAGAUGAUAUCAAGCGAGUCAGCUUGCGCCUACACGAUCGCCCUGAUAACCGGGACAUCCCGAAAGACUACACACUCCAAAAGCAAACGGUCGAUCCUUCGGGUGCAGGAUCGCAUCAUACUCAUAAUACCUACAUUUUCACCGAAAAGGAUAUCCCUGGCGUUGAGAAUCGUAUGGCUUCGUUCGGCGAAACACGAUCGGUCCUAUACGAGUCACAGAAACGCGAAGCGAAGAGGAGAGAACAGGGCAAGAGAUGGGAGCCUUAUGUGCGAAAGACGAUACCCACAGGUGCGGUCAGCGAAGAGUUCAACUGCCUCCCCGUUGAGAACGAAGAGUUCCGACGGAUUUCAGAGAAGCGAGCACUGGAAGCUUUGAAACCUCGAAAGGAAACCGUUUUCAUCGAUAAGAUUCCCGGAAAGAUCAUUCAAGCGCGCCAUGCCCUUCCCAGCGAGAAGGGUCAAUUUGUGCAAGCAACAAAGGCUGGUGGCAGAGGAAAGCCCCAGGAGAACAAGACCACCCGCAUGCCACAAAACGAGCUUCUGGAUCUCAUCUUCCAGUGCUUCCGCGAAUUCCGAUACUGGCCAUUUAAGACCCUCAAGGCUAGGCUCGCACAGCCCGAAGCUUAUCUCAAACAGACAUUGGAGAUGGUUGCACACCUGGUUAAGUCUGGUGAUUUUGCUAUGACUUGGGAGCUCAAGCCUGAGGCUACACACGCCCAGUACUCCAAUGCGAUGGACAAUGCCAAGGCAGAAUUGCCACCAGGCGCUGACGAUCCUUACGACGAAGCAUCAGAGGAUGAUCCCAUGGCAUCUGGAAUGGCCACCGAUCAAGAUGAUAUUCAGUUCGAAAAUGUUUAG
Messenger RNA from Penicillium soppii, 1113 nucleotides. RefSeq names its product transcription factor IIF subunit TFG2. The record is from RefSeq and is a predicted model, not a curated record. NCBI's taxonomy places the organism in Eukaryota, Fungi, Ascomycota, Eurotiomycetes, Eurotiales, Aspergillaceae. Gene Ontology annotation, cellular component: transcription factor TFIIF complex. Gene Ontology annotation, biological process: transcription initiation at RNA polymerase II promoter; transcription by RNA polymerase II. The transcript is spliced from 4 exons. Bases 1 to 1113 code for a protein of 370 amino acids.